Maniola jurtina (meadow brown) is the source of this 642-nucleotide messenger RNA. RefSeq lists its product as uncharacterized. The record is from RefSeq and is a predicted model, not a curated record. Gene Ontology annotation, molecular function: oxidoreductase activity, acting on a sulfur group of donors, disulfide as acceptor. Lineage: Eukaryota; Metazoa; Arthropoda; Insecta; Lepidoptera; Nymphalidae. The transcript has a single exon. The coding region runs from base 1 to 642 and encodes 213 amino acids.
AUGAAUCUUGCUUAUAAUAUUGUUUUCAUAUUCCUCUACGCAUACGUGUCGGCAGUUAGCAGUCAAUUACAAAUUCAAAAUGGCAAAAUCAAUAUUAGGAUUGGAACCACUUCAGGAUGCAGUGAUGCAGCAAGAUUCAUGACUCAAAUUCGUUCAACGUACGACAGAUUCAAGGAUUUCGUAAAUUUUGAAUUCGUCCCUUGGGGAAGGACUAGAAGAGAUGAAAAUGGUGAUCUAGUUUGUCAGUUUAGAGCCCCAGAUUGUUGGGCUAACCGUGUACACCGAUGCGCUCUUCAUAUGCUUGAAGGAAAUGCUGACGCUCAGAUGAAUUAUAUGGAAUGCGAAUUUAGUCCUCCAUAUCCUGCUUUCCGACAGAGGAGUAUCCUUUGUGCUUAUGCUGCGGGGUUAAGUGUAGUCGAGAUGGAUAUAUGCAUCAGAACAAGAGUUGGAGAUGAUCUGGAAGGCCCAGCUGAAGAAAUCUCAAGGGAGCCGAUAGAAGUUAUCAAUUUUGUACCCUUUAUCGUUUUUAAUAACAAUACCAAUAGAGCGUUACAUCUUCAAGGCUAUCGUAGAUUAGAGAGUGUGAUUUGUUUUGCAUUGGCUGAUAAUGACACUACGGGAGUCACGCAUUGUAAAAUUUAA